CACAGGCGAUAAACACCCCCACGGGUUUGGGUGCUGCAGUCCGGGUUGAGAAGCCCUGAGGAAACCGUAUUCGCCGCCGACCAUCCACCUCCAUCGCCGAAGUACGCGCGUUCCUUGUUUUAUUUUUCUCUUACAGAGAAGCAGGCACCGAUCCAUCGGAAAACAUCGACGACUUUCAAAAUGCCGCGACUAGCUUCGAAAGGAACGUCCCAAUUGUCGGCACGGGGGCAGAUGGAGAGACGGCGGCCACCGUUCCUCAGAGCUUCCACCAAGAGCAAGGAGACGGAACGAGGUACCGGAACUAAAAUGGAUUCUGCACGCAGUGGGGGUGCACGGGAGGAACAGGGUAGCGACGAAGAUCUGUCGCCGGACGCUUUGGUCAGACAAAAUUACGAGCUCCGUCAUCGUCUGGAGGAGGAGGCCGCGAGUUACAAGAGACGUUUGGACACGUACCGACAGGCUCAGCAACAUCAAGCCGCUCUUGUCUCGCGUUUGCAAGCGAAAGUUCUGCAGUACAAACAGAGAUGUUCCGAAUUGGAGAGCCAAAUGGCGGAAACGAUCCCGUACGACACCGGCAUUACGAAACCAGCCGCGACCACGUUAUCUUCCACCUCCGCGCUGGAGGCUGCCCAUCAGACACUUCGGGAUAUACGCGAGGAGCAAAUUCACGACCUGGACACCGCUCUGAAGAAACUCGCGGAGGAACGGCGAAAAUGCGAGGAACUCUUGCAACUGAACGCGUCGCUGAAGGAUCAACUCGAAGAAUCUCACCAGACGAACGAGGCGCUCACUAACGACAUGCAAAAACUGAGCAACGACUGGGACAUAUUGCGGGAAGAACUGGCCAUCAAGGAGGACGAGUGGAAGGAGGAGGAACAGGCGUUCAACGAAUACUACAUAUCCGAGCACAACAGGCUGCUUAAUCUGUGGCGCGAUGUUGUGUCCGUCAAGAGAUUGUACGCGGAAAUGAAAUCGGCGACAGAAAGGGACUUGGCCAAGUUGCGAAAUGACAUCGUCGCGUCGUCCAACGAGAUGACAUCGGCAUGCAACAGCGCGAACUUCACUAUGCAAUUACAGACGAACACAGGACAGUCUACAACAUCCCAGAAACUGCAACAGCAACAACAAGAAGAGCAAGCGACGUUCGUUCUGAAAACGGAAAUCACAGCGCUGAAGCAACAACACGCCGCCGAUCAGCACGAGAUUCGCAUGAAGGACGAUCGCAUAAAUCAGCUUAUUCGGGAGAUUCGCAAUUUAGAAGAGAGAUGCAGCGUUUCGGAAGCGGCGGUGACUCAAACCACGCGGAUGCAGGAGGAGAUCGAGGUGUUGGAAUCCGCGCUGAAGGACAUCGCUCACGCCGUGAUACAGGACGCCGAGAGUCGGGACGCGGACGCGUCGAAACAAGCGCCGUCGCACAUCCAUCUGUCGUCGCACAGCGACAGAUCGAUUUCGCAAAAAUCGCCGAAAAAGACCCCGCGUAGCAGCGCCAUACCGGCGUUCGCCGAGAGCACCAUAAGCGCGGUGCGAGCGGCUCUGCAGAAGUAUCAAGUGACCAUAUGCGAGUUACAGGUGAAAUUGCAAACGAGCAAGGAACAGCUUUUGGCGAUGCACAAGCAAUGCGACACCACGGAGGCGAACGCACAGAUGCUGAAUACAAAAGUCGCGGAACUGAUCUCCCAAUUGGACACGUGUAACUCGCAUUGCGCGCAGUUGAGUCAGGAGAAGGAGAUGAUGCAGAAGAAUCUCGACGCCGUGAAAGUGGAGAAAAACGCGCUGGACAAAAACAAGAUGGAACUCAACAGUAUGAUCGAAGCUCUGAAGAGCAACUGCGAGAAGCUCCAAAAGGCGAAUAACAAGUUGCAAAAGAUGUGCGAUAAUCUGGAGGACGAGAAAUUGUAUCUGCAAAACGAGCUCGGCAGAAUAUCGGACGACGUUAACUUGAAGGAAUUGAGUUUGCGAUCGGAGGAGGACAGGUGCAGCAAAAUGAGGGAGGAACUGUUGACGCUGCGAGAGGAUCUGAACAAGGCGUAUCUGGCGAAGGACAUGUUGGAACAACAGAAGCUGGAGACCAACAGAUUGAUAUCUCAAAUCGAGAAGAACAAAGGCGAUCUGGAAUUGGAACUGGAGCGAAUAUUGUUGGAGAAGUCGGACGUGCAGGAUAUGUUGAUGAAGAUGGAAGCGAUAUGCUCCAACCACGAGCAGGACAAGCAGAGACUGCAAGAGGAAUUGAAAAAAAUAACCGACGAGAAGAACAAGCUCGCGAAUCAGUGCGCCGAUCAGCAAGGCGAUUUGAACUCGUUGAGAAAGGAACUGUUGCAGGCGGAACAGACUCGACUCGACAUAGAGUCCGAGAAAGUCACGUUGAGCGAGAAAAUCAAAAUCCUGGAGAUUGAGAGGGAAAAGGUCGAGAUGGAGCUGGGUCAGAUAACUCGCGAGCGCAACGACUUGAGCAAUCAGUUGUCGGUUCUGGCGCGUAAGAAAGAGACGUUGAACGAAGACCUCAUGAGACACAAGCAGAAACUGGAACAGUCGAACGAGAUGAACGCGCGAAUAAACAGAAAUCUGAAAGAUCUCGUGAAGGACAACGAGGAGAAACAGGUACUUCUCGAGACAAAUGAUAAAGAAUUUCAACGACUUCAAGAGCAAAUCGCGUCGAUGCGCACCGAAAAGGAAAUGUUGGAAGGUGUGCUGUUCGACACGCAAACCAAUCUGGAAGCGACGCAUAUCAAGAAAACGCAGUUGGAGAAAGAGCAGAAGGAGAUCUUGAUAAAACAGGAAAGACUGAAGGAACAAGUUACACAGUUGACGAAGGAGUUGGAAAACAGCGAGAAGCGCGCGCAGGACAUCAAACAGUCGCUCACGCAGCAGAGUGGCGAUCAGAUCGCGGAAUUUCAACAGGUCAUAUCCAAUAUGAAGAGACAGUCCGACGAGAGCAUAAAGAAGAUCACCGACGAAAAAGAGAAAAUAAGAAUAACCUUGGAGAAACGGUUGCAAGACUCUGUGAUGCAACUGGACGGAGAGAAGAACGAAGAGAUCAAUCAACUGCAGCAACGAAUAGAGGAGAUGCAGCUACACUUAGAGAAUUUGUGCAAGCAGCACGAAGAGGUGCUGCUCAGGGCUGAGAAUGACAAGCAACAAGCGCUUCUCAUAGCUCAUCACGAGCAACAGGCUUUGAUUGAAAAGAUCGACGCCAUUAUGCGCGAGCUCGAAGAAGAGAAAAACAACUUGGAACGAGUCAAAAGAGAGGCUGCGGCGCGUGCCGAUCAGGAACGUAACAACACGAAUCAACUGCGCGACGAGUUGAGCCGUCUCAAGACCAAAUUGGACGAGUCAAAGUUGAAGGCCAACGAGGACAAGAUGAAGCUCGAUCUGAAGAUAGAGGAGCUCUGGAAGGAACGCGAGUCCGCGCAAAGAGAGGUCGAGGAACUUCAGGUCCAGCUGCACAUGACGGAAGACAAGGUGGACUCGCUGCAAAAUCAAUUACACGAUACCAUUAGGAAACUCAAAGAUGCUGACAAUGUUAACGAGACACUGCGCAAGGAACUGGUGGACGUGAGGAGACAGUUGGCGGACACCACGUACGAGAAAGAGAAGUACAACACCAGUAACAAGGAAUUGCGCGAACACGUGAAGAAAAUUGAAAGCGAGAGGAGAGAACAGGGCAGAACGUUGGAAGAGACGUAUCAGAAGAUAGCAACAUUGGAGGAUGUGAAAGCAAACAUGGACAACGAAAGGACGCGUCUGCAGGCGCAGGUACGCGACAUGGAACGCGACGUGUUGCAGCUGCAGCAACAGCUGCGCUUCACGCAGGACGAGUUGCACAAGUGUCACGAGAACAACGCUCAGGCUCAAAACGAGGAGAAGGAGUUGCAGGCGAGAUUAGCCAACGAAAUCGAGGAGAGAGAACGAAUACAGUUGCAACUGCAUCAAGUGAAGAAACAGGUUGUCGACUUGGACAACAGUUUGGAAGUUACGCGACAAGAGCUGGGCAAACUGCGCACGCGAGCGGACGAGGAGGAUGAGAGAUGGCGCGCUCGAGAACAGGAGUUGCUGGUGCGUCUCGAGGACAGUCGCUGUCGCGAGAGAAAAUUGGAGGAUCAGAAACACAACUUGGAAGUUUGCCUGGCCGACGCCACGCAGCAGCUUCAAGAGCUGAAGGCGCGUCUCGGGGGAUCCGAAGGAAGAGUUAGAGCUCUCGAUGCUCAGUUGUCGCAAUUGGAGACUGCUAAGAAAGAGGUCGAGCAGAAGUUGAGCAGCGUAGGCUCAACGCUACGUCGCAUCGCCGGCAUUCAAAUGGACGGGAGCGUGAACAUGCCGUUCAAACUGAUGAGUCCUUCGCGAAGAUGGAGUCCAGCACGUGCGCAAACCCACGGUGAUAGCGGCAGAGAUGUCGUGCUGGAUGUCGAUCCCGAGGCUGUUAGAAAGGGAGUAAGAACGUUGAUGCAACAGAUCGCUCAAAUCGAACGCGAAAGAGAUGAUUACAAAACUGAGCUGUGCAGCAUGAAGAAGCAGCUAAAAGAGUCUCAGGAGAAUCAGAGCAGCACAAACGUAAAAGUCAACAGUCUGCUCGCGAAUAUUCGAACGCUUCAGGAAGAGAAGAAGUCUUUGGAAACGAAGUUGACUCAAAAACAAUCUGGCUACCAAGCACAAUUGGAUGCGCUCCAGCAGAAGACGGAGGAGUGCGAGCAAUUGUGCGAAAGACUCACUACCUUAGAAUUGAAGAUCAGCACCGAAUCGGAAGAAAAGUCCCAGUACGAGGACAAGUUAGAAAAGAUGAAACAAGAACUGAACAAACUGGAAGCGGAGAAGCGUAGUCUUCAGAAAGAGCUUCGUCACAGCGAGUCUCGUGUGACGGAAAUAGAAUUACAAAAAUUGUCCUUGGACGGGGAUCUUCAGAGAUUGCAAAUGAUGCUGCAGGAAAAGGAUGCCCAUCUCCAGAAAUUGCAAGAUCGCUUCGAGACGCAAAGCCGCACCAUGACGGGUCUGGAGGAACGUUGCGCGUCCUUGAAAUCCACUAUAGAACAAUUGAAGCUAGCUUUGGAAAAAGCGUCCGCCACAGAGAGCGAACUCAAAGAUGAGAUCAAUCUACUGCAAAACAAUCUGACGGAGAUCACCUCCUCCUCUCAAAGCAACACCGAGAAGUUCAAACAGCUUCAGAAGCAACUUUCGAACGCCGAAAACGAACGCAGAAUAUUAUCCGAACGUUUGGAAACGGUUCAACAGACGUUGAGCGAUCUGAAACACACGAAUCAGUCGUUGAUCGAUCAAAACGCGCGACUGCAGAACGAAUUGGCUAAUAACGAGGUACAGAGAUCGGCGUUGCAGUCGCAAUUGAGACUGUCAACUUGGCCGCCGGAAGGCAGCGCGACCAAGGACGAAGAGCUGUUGCGUCAACUGCAAAACGCUCAAAGAGAACGAAGCGAACUGAGAGGAAAGGUGGACGCUCUUAACGAUAAGGUGAAGUUGCUGGAAUCUGACAAACGUAAUUUGGAGCAUCAGGUCGCCUCGGGCAAGGCGAUUAGUAUUGCUCGAAGCAAGAGCGAACGUCCGGAAAAAGCCCAUGUGGAACUUCUGGGCACUUGUUACAGCUUCGACAAUCUGGAACACGAGAACAGAGAGCUGAGAUUGAAAGUGCGCAAACUGGAGACCCAACUGGCGGAAAAAGAGACCGAGCUUAUACGAGUUAAGUCGACGUACAUUCAUUCCUCUCAUUUACUGGACACAAGUCGAGAUAGGAGCUGCGAGUUGGAAAGAAUCAGAGCUGCGCAGUUGCAAGCUGAGAAAUUGUUGGAAGCGCGGGAACAGAGUCAUCGUCAGCAAGUGUCGCGUUUAGAAAGUCAGAUACAAUUGUUACGGGAGCAACUGAAUCAGGAGAUAAAGCGCAGACAGUUGUACGUUUUGCGAAGCACGCGAGCCGGUAGGGAAAUGCAACAACUGCGACAGGCGCUGGGCGACUCUCUGAGAACCGUGGCGCAGGAUCCGUCACUGGACGCGGUACUGUUGGAACACGAAGCGCGUAAAUUAGAUUCCACGUUAACGAGCAGUACCAGUUUACCGCCGUCAUUAGCCUUACCUCCUCCACCGUCCUACAAUAGAUCCAGCACACCCAAAUAAAAUAAUCGUAAUUCGAAUGACGCGAAAAAGGUAAUCGGCGACUGAUCUCUGUCUUUGAAAACUGCCAGUUUGAAAGAAAAAACAGUAGUAUUCGUACAUUUACACUUCUUACUUACAUUUCUUAAAAACGCGGAGGUACAUUGUAAUUCUCUUAUAUCAAAAAAAAAACAAAAAAAACAAUAUUAUUCAACGUGCGUGUGUGUGCAUUUUACACAACGACAUUAUUUCAAGAAACGAAAUCACACUGAUCUUACAAAUGAAUUUUACUAGUGCUUCUUGAUAUUUUUUACACUACAAAAAGAGAAUGGAUUUUUUGAUAAUAUUUUAUUCGAUCUUUGAUAUACUGACGAUUUUUACCAAAUUUUUUUAUACGAACUUUAUGCUUCCAAAUGAUAAAAGGAUGUAGACGUGUGAAACAAUAUUUCUCACGGUUCACUAUAACGUGUACUGAAGAAUUUAAAAUUUAAAACCAGCUGAAUACUUUUUUUGACUAAAUUACAAUAAAAAAAAAUAUAUAUAUAUAUCUGAUUUAAUAUUAAAAAAUAUUUAUACAACUCCACACAUUAUACACAUUUAAUAAUUACACUCCACAAACACAGCGAAAACGCAAAGUGAGUAUGUGCUAGUCUGUGAAGUCCGUCCAUUGAUAAUUGUUACUGACUUUGAUCAGAAAUAUUUAUAAGUUUUAUUUACCUUAAAAAAAAAAUGUAUCUAUGAUAUAUACGUGACACGUCUUAUUUCAUACAUUUAAAUGAUUAGAGAAAGAUCGAGAAGAAGGCGAAAUGCGUGCUACUCGUGUUACUCGCAUGUAACAGGAGGUAUCCGUAAAAAAAAAAAAAAAAAA
This is a messenger RNA of Pseudomyrmex gracilis, 6958 nucleotides long. RefSeq names its product rootletin (gene Root). Bases 181 to 6114 code for a protein of 1977 amino acids. The transcript has 27 exons. Lineage: Eukaryota; Metazoa; Arthropoda; Insecta; Hymenoptera; Formicidae. The record is from RefSeq and is a predicted model, not a curated record.